UUGUGAAAUUAAUCUUAUUAUCACGUUGCAGCGUUACUCUCCCUAGGAAGCAAUAUAUUGGGUAAAUUAAACCGGGAAAAGAUAUUGAAGCCGCAACAAUGAGGUCCAACUCCAAACCUCAGUCUCCAGCUCAAUCUUCCGCCAACAUCAAGCUCAUCCUCAUCUCUGCUUUCUUUCUUCUUUUCCUCCUCCUGGUUUUUAGCACUACCUCUUCUACCAGGCAACAACAAGAACCAUCACCAUCAUCCUCCAUUUCAGAAUCCCACAUUGCAAACUCAACAACAGCCUGCCCGUCUCUUCCCCUCACCCCAUCAUGCACCAAAGCCCCGCCGUCUCUGGCCAAUGCCCUCAUCCACUACGCAACAACCAACAUCACCCCACAACAGACCUUCAAGGAAAUCUCGGUGUCGGCAAGAGUGUUAGAGAAGAAAGCACCCUGCAACUUCUUGGUCUUCGGCUUAGGCCAUGACAGCUUGAUGUGGGCAGCUCUUAAUCACGGUGGGCGUACAGUCUUCCUGGAAGAAGACAAGGCAUGGAUUGAGCAGGUGAAGCAAAAGCUUGCCGGUUUGGAAUCGUACCAUGUUGAAUACGACACGAAAGUUCACCAAGCAGAUGCACUGCUAGAGACAGGGAUGAAAGAGAAAUGCAAAGUUGUGAGUGACCCUAGAUCCUCCGACUGUGAACUUGCUCUCAAAGGGUUUCCGAGUGAAAUUUAUGAGAUCGAAUGGGAUCUGAUCAUGGUUGAUGCCCCCACUGGGUUCCACGAUGAUGCCCCUGGGAGAAUGAAUGCUAUCUACACUGCAGGGUUGAUAGCUAGGAACAGAGCAGAAGGGGAGACGGAUGUGUUUGUGCACGAUGUGAACAGAGUUGUGGAAGAUAAGUUCUCAAAGGCAUUUCUUUGUGAAGGAUAUUUGAGGGAGCAACAAGGAUUGCUAAGGCAUUUCACCAUUCCCAGUCACAGGGCUCGCUCUGGUAGACCCUUUUGUCCUUGAUUACUUCAAUUACAGGCAUUGCUGCUCUCCUCUGGUUCUGUUCUGUUCAUCUACUUGUAUUCACGCAUUAUCUUCACUACUUUUGUUGAUUACAGUUCACAACCCAAUCAAGGCAUAUAUAUUAGCAGUUAAACCCAAGCUUCAAUUUCUUCCCCCAUUUUUGUUAUCCCUAAUAUCUUCCCAAGUUGAGUGUUUCAUUUACAGAUGUGGGGGUAUGUUCAUGUAAAAGAAUACAAAGAAAUUGAAGGAUUAAAUUGAUGAAUAGGGUACCUUUUGCCA
Molecule: messenger RNA, 1271 nt
Organism: Gossypium raimondii (Peruvian cotton)
Lineage: Eukaryota; Viridiplantae; Streptophyta; Magnoliopsida; Malvales; Malvaceae
Product: glucuronoxylan 4-O-methyltransferase 3
Exons: 1
Coding region: 99-992 (297 amino acids)
Biological process (GO): xylan biosynthetic process
Molecular function (GO): glucuronoxylan 4-O-methyltransferase activity
Source: RefSeq, a predicted model, not a curated record